AAAACUAUCAAUAAGAUUUUUUCACAUUACCGCCUAUCGAUAUCGAUAAGGAAAAAACAUUGUGUAGAAUUUCACGAAACCGGCAAACGACUUAGGUGAAAUGGCUGAUAAAAAGACAGGAGGCAACAAUGAUGGAAAGGAAAAGCGCCGAAAGGAGUCUAUUUUGGAUCUGUCCAAAUACCUGGAGAAACAAAUACGUGUGAAAUUCGCGGGAGGCCGCGAGGCGUCUGGGAUACUGAAAGGUUACGAUGCGCUUUUAAAUCUGGUGCUAGACAAUACCGUGGAGUACCUAAGAGAUUCAGACGAACCCUACAAACUCACAGAGGAUUCCACACGAAGUCUCGGCCUGGUCGUAUGCCGAGGCACGGCGCUGGUGCUCAUCUGUCCACAAGAUGGAGUCGAGAGCAUAGCCAAUCCCUUUAUUACGCAGUAAAUGGAUAGAAAGAAUAUGCUGUCUGGUCUAGGCUAAGUACACAUUUUGGUUGAUAAAAACGUUUUGCAUACAUAUUUAAAAUAAUGAAAUUUGUGUAACAUACUAUAAAUACAAACAUAAAAACUAAA
Molecule: messenger RNA, 561 nt
Organism: Drosophila mojavensis
Lineage: Eukaryota; Metazoa; Arthropoda; Insecta; Diptera; Drosophilidae
Gene: LSm7
Product: U6 snRNA-associated Sm-like protein LSm7
Exons: 2
Coding region: 101-433 (110 amino acids)
Biological process (GO): mRNA splicing, via spliceosome; nuclear-transcribed mRNA catabolic process
Cellular component (GO): U12-type spliceosomal complex; Lsm1-7-Pat1 complex; spliceosomal tri-snRNP complex
Molecular function (GO): RNA binding
Source: RefSeq, a predicted model, not a curated record